This is a messenger RNA of Marchantia polymorpha subsp. ruderalis, 5365 nucleotides long. NCBI's taxonomy places the organism in Eukaryota, Viridiplantae, Streptophyta, Marchantiopsida, Marchantiales, Marchantiaceae. The record is from the annotation of a GenBank genome assembly.
AUGGCACAUAUCGACAGCAACGGAGACUGCUGAAUGCUGACAAAGCGGCGGUGUGUCAACCUGUCAGGCCUGACUCGUGCCGAGGUGUCAUAUUCCCAUUGCUCCCCGGUGGGGGGUGGUGGGGUCCAGCUCCCUGACGCCGAAACGUGGGACCGGUAACCGGACUGCGACUGCGCGGGGGUGGAGUGAACGAAGCCGGGUUAAAGGCGGGUUAGAGUCGGGUCAAAGGCGAGUUAAAGAAAGGCGUAACAGAAUAGAAGAGCAAAAGGGGCUCUGUGGCAGCAGCAGCAGCGAGGGGUCCGAGGGGUCGGCGCGGCCUGAUUGCUGCACGAGCCAGAGAGAGAUCGAGAGAGAGUGAUGGUGAUGGUGGAUGGCAAGUGGAGCUGGAGUGCUUGUCGUCGUUGGACGAUCGAUUGAUCGAUCGCACAGGAAUUGCGAGGUGCAGGCUCUUGCUCUUGCUCUUGCUCUUGAUCCGAGCGCGACUUCUAGAGUGCCCCGAUGGCGUAGGACGAGCCUCGCGGUCUGCGGUCGAGAGUGGACUCAGAAAUCGACAUUACAAGAAGAAGAAGAAGAAGAAGAAGAAGAGGAAGAAGGUGAAGGUGAAGGUGGAUGAGGGUGGAGGAGAGCAGAGGAGGAGGAGGAGGAGGAGGAAGAGUGUGGGGGGUGAGGAGGGGCUGGUAGAGAGAUCUGCAGUGGAGGAGGAGUGCAGCAGCGCUUGAGCUCAGGCACCGGAAGCGGUAGCGGCUGGGGAAUAUUAAUAGAAGGAGGGGCCGAGACUUCGGGUCUCGGUCUUGAUAACUCUCGGCAGCAUCGUUGAAGGGACGAACACCUGACCUCGGCUGCCCAUGGCAAUUGGCCCUUGAAAGUCAAAACCAUCGUUCCCUGAGCCUGUCCUCUACAGGUUCGUAAAGUAUUGCGGCACUCCCUCCUCUCUCUCUUUCCUUCCCACCGCUCUUCUGCUCUCGUCUUUUCUCGUCGCCCAUCUCCGCCUUGCCUCCACGAAUGUUGUGGCGAAUACAUUCUUGGUUGGAAUUCGGUUUUAUUUCUGGUUCCGUAUCCGCUAACUCGCAGCAGCAGCAGCAGCAGCAGCAGCAGGAGGAUCAGGAUCAGCAGCUUGUGCUUUUCUUGAGCGUCUGGUGAUCUAGGAGUGAUCACGAAGUUGCGGACCUGCUGCAGGACUAGAUCCCCGAUUCCGACAGUCCGGAUGCAAGUCGGGGAUCACAUGUGAUUUGCUGCUGUGUCGCCUUCUUCGAGGGUGCCGCGUGAUCGACUUCUUGUACUUGCAAAAUCCUUGAACCAUGGCUGAACCUGAAUUAGAGGCUAUGCCCGAGCAGACGACGCCGAAUUCUAAUGCCACACCAGCUGAUGUGGGUGGAAUUGGCAGUGCUCCCGCAUCUGAUUUGCAUCAUGAGAAGCUGAAGAAGAAGAAGGCGAAGGUACAGAGGCUCAAGGAAUAUUUGAAGAAAGCCGAUGACGAUUUAGCCAAGUCCAAUGAGCUCGCUAAAGCAGCCGAGGCGAAGGUCCAUGCCUUGGAAGAGCAAGUCAAGCAGGCUGUUGAGAAAGCUACGUCAGCUGAGGAGGCAGCAAAGGUCCACGAGGACAGGGCAGCUGCUGCGGAGGGCAAACUACUGGAUCUUACUUCAGAUCUACAAGAUCAUAAGGCUCUGAAAGACACCCUGGUGAAGAAUGUUUCGGAAGUCCAGCAGAAGCUUGACGACUUGGAGGCCAGACUGAAGGAGCAGACUGCGAAGGCUUCAGAUGCCGAGCAGAAGGCCACGGAGUAUCAAUCCAAAUUGAAGGAAGUGGAGGCCUCAGCUGAAAAAGCCAAUUCACAGCUCAGUGAGCUUCAGAGCCAAUCCAAGCUGGCUGAAGAAGAAUUAGCUAGUCUGAAAAGUGAGAACACCAACCUUCAAGCCAGUUCUUCCACCGUAAAGAAAGACGCAGAAGACAAGAUUUCCUCCUUGCAAGCAGAAUUGGAACGUGCCAAAGAAGCAGCGGCUCUUGCAGACACACAGAAGGAGAAGCUUCUAGUCCAAUCAGAAGAGCUCAACGUUGCACGUGAUCAGGUUGCAAAGCUGGAGGAACAAUUGAAGGCUGCUGGAGCUCAAGCCGAAGAUCUUAGGGCCGAACUAGGAACCAAGAGCUCUGAAUAUGCUGAAGGUAAUAAAGCUCUCGCGGCUAAGGUAACAGAACUGGAGGCCUCAUUGGCUGCUGCUGGGUCAAAAUUAGAGGAAGCAGAAUCCAGGUUAAAUUCUGAGACCGAAUCCCAUGUAGCCGCUCUGGAAAAGUCAGAGAGUACCAGCAAAUCUUUAGAGAGCAAGGUCUCUGAGCUAGAAGCCCGUCUUAGUGAGUCUGCCACUCAGAUGAAGGAGUCUGGCGAGAAACUCCAAUCUCAGAUCCAGUCUCACAUCGCAGACUUGAAGAAGAAGGAAGAAUUGCUCGGCUCAGCUGAGUCCAAAGCCAGUGACCUGAGUUCGGAGCUGGCAUCAGCUGCUGCAAAGAUCAGCUCCCUGGAGAAGGAGCUGAAAGAAACUGCCGAUAGAGCGAGAGAACAUGAAAGCAGUGCGAAGUCGCAUGAGGAAAAAGCAAAAACGUUCACAGCUAGAUCAAUUGAGCUCGAAAGCCUGGUCAAAACACACGAAGAAACCUCCAAAUCACACCUGGAUACGGUGGAAUCUUUAAAAGCCGAACUGUCGGAUGCCAAGGUGAAGAUUGCCAGUCUUGAGGAAUCUAGGGGUGAAACAUCUGAGUUGGCUAGUAGCUUACAGGUUGCACAGGAUAAGGUGGCUGAGCUCUCGGAGAAGCUGAAGUCUGCUCAAGGCAAGGUCAGAGAUCUGGAGGAUAUGGCUGCCUUUCACGAGGACAACCUCAAGGCCUACAAAGAUGCGGUCCAGUCUUUGCAGACUGACGUCAGUCAGAGUGAGACUAAUUUGAAAGCCAGCGCACAAAAGGUGGCCCUGCUCGAAGAAAGCUUGCGCAGCGCUGAGACAAAAUCCACUCAGCUCGAAGAGCAGCUGCAAACUGCCGAACAGAAAGUGAAGGAGUACGAGAGCAGCGCUCAAUUGCAGGAGAAGGAUGUCAUCCAGUCUGCCGGGAAAAUCGCAGAACUUGAAAGCAUGGUUGUCGUCUAUGAAGGGAAGGUGAAGGAAGCUGGAGAUCUGCUGCAAUCAACCAAGUUAGAGCUGGAUGAAGCUAAGGCAGAGAUUGUGAAGGGCUCUUCAAGCCUGAAGGAUCAAGAGUCAAAGGUUGCUGAGAUUCAAAGAGAGCUGAGCGAGACUCAAGCUCGGGAGAAGGAACUUGAAUCGAAGUUGAAGGCUUCUCAAGAAGCUGCUGUGCAUCACGAGACCAGCGCCAAAGAGGUUCAUGAGAAGUCUCUGAAGCUUUCCGAUUUGCUGGGUCUUCAUCAAAGUCAGGCCAAGAGUGCGCAGGAGGAGGCAGGAACCCUAAAGGCUGCCCUUUCAGAGGCACAAGCUCAACGUGCAGAGGUUGAGUCACAGGCCAAGUUGCUUCAAGAAAAGCUACAGUCUAUGGAGGACGAAUUGAAGAAUGGCAAUCUCAGUCGCUCGGAUUUUGAAAGCAAACUUGCUUCAGCUCAAAACACUGCCACUGAAUUGGCAUCUGAACUGUCGCUCUGCAAGAAGAAGCUUGAGGAAAGCGAGGCUUUUGGGAAGGAGGUCGAGAAGAAGCUUUCUUCGGCUGAGGAGAGAGCUGCAACCCUCGAGUCACAAUUUCAAGCAGUCAAUGAUGGUACUCAAAAAUUGUCGAAGGAGUUUUCUAGUUUGAUGUCUACGUCCGCAGUCGAACGCGAGCAUCUCGAAUCGAGGAUUUCCGAUCUCAUAGCAGAGAAGGAUGCCACGAGUGCAAAACUCCUAGACGCUGAAAAGCGUGUAGAAGAAGUCAAUAACGAAAGGCAACAGGAAGCUUUGAAGUCCAGAAACUUUAGAACUGCAAAAGAGACAGCUCUUGAAGCUGAGCUUCAGGGUCUGAAAGGCCAGCUGAAAGAUGCUGAAAGCAGGCUUAGAAAUCUAAAGGAGUUGCAACAAAAAGUGUUGACGGCUGAUGAAAAGAAUCGAGAACAGCAUGCCAAUCUCGUCAGAGAGCAGCAAAAGGCCACUAGUGCCCAGGAGGAGGUUUCCAAGUUGAAAGAGCAGCUUGCGUCCCUACAAAAGUCAGCUGCCGCUCAAGAGGAGGUAGUAGCAAAACUGAAGGAACAAUUGGAAGCCCAGAAGAAGUCUUCAAGCGCAAAUGAAGAGGCUGUGCUGAAGAUGAAAGAGCAGGUGGCAUCUCAACAACCGUCAACCAGUGCUCAAGAGGAGGUUUCGAAGCUCAAAGAACAGCUGGCAUCUCAGAAAUUGGAGUUCGAAAAGCUACAAACACAGCUCAUCACGCCUGCUGUGGCGACCAAGGAUAUCCAAUUGAAAGCAGCUCCACAAGACGGAAAAGCAUUGAGAAGAAGGAAAAGCAAAAAAGGUUUGUUGGUGCAAGAAGAGUCAACACCUGAAGAGAUGGUUGACGACAAGAGUAUUGUUCCUGGUGUCAAACCUAGCGCAUCAAUUAGCAGCGGUCUUCUUAGUGUUCUUGUGGCUAUCUCUGUAGGAUCAUCCUUGUUAAGUUUCUAUUUUACGAAGAGAAUCUACCAAUGACCUAAAGUCAGAAUGGUACUGCCUAUCAGGGCAAGUUUUUCUCAACUAUUCGAUAAGGUGACUGAGUUGUAGUAUUGGCAAGAUUAGCCGUUCUUGGGCUUCGUAGCUAUUCACCAUUGAAAACGUGUUGCUUGUAGAUAAUAUCCUUCUCGUUUACUUUCAAACAUGGGGUCACUAUCCCUAGAAGUGACUAGAGCGGAUGUGUUCCUCCCCAUUUCCCUCACCAGUUUACCAUUACAAAUGAGUAGGGCUGUCAGUCCUUAUGAAGAAAGUAGAUCUCGGCUAUACAGACUAAUCAGAUCCUUGCGUUAUUUUUUCUAAGUGAGGAUGCUGUGUCCUUGUUGAAUGUUGCUGGUCCGCAUUGGAUACACGAACAUUGACGUUUGUCUCCGUAGUCUGUCUCUUGUCCACUUUCUAUGUACGAUACGAAUUUGGGCAAGUCGCCCCCGAUCUGUCUUGGCCACCUUUGAGCAUGUUACGGAAUAAACGAAGUAAAAGAGAGCCUGUCGUUGAUCAAGAUAUGUGGUUCGUGAGAAGAAUCGGUUGAGGAUUUGCGUCCUCACACGGAGCGAGGGUCCAUCCCUUCUAUGCCAUACUCUUGGUUGUCAGGUUCAUUCGAAGACAGUUGUUUGUCCUGAGGGGAUUUUCUCUACUCCAGGCAGUUUAUUGUAAUUCUACUAGUCUCAUAUAAUCCACGACAAUCUAUUGAUUGACGACUUUCU